AGACUGGUAAGAACUUUGUUCAGGAUCUACCAAGUUCAUUCAUCAAAACUGUUAAGAACUUUGUUCAAGCUGUAUCAAGUUCAUUCAUCAAGACUGUUUGGUACAGUGGUUGAAGUACAGCCACAAAGAAUAUUGUGAAUUAUGCAAGCACAGAUUUGCUUUUACUCCAAUCUAUUCACCGGACAUGCCGAAGCGUCUGCCGAUCAAGGACAUCGUGAGCGGUCUGGUGACGAGCAUCGCGCGAGCGGUGCGCUACUGGUUCCACUACACACUCGUGGCCUUCGCCUGGCUUGGGGUCGUGCCGCUUACAGCAUGUCGAAUAUAUCGAUGUUUAUUUACGGGCUCUGUGAGUUCUCUUCUGACUCUGCCACUUGAUAUGCUGUCCACAGAGAAUUUAGCGGCCGACUGUUUCCAGGGAUGUUUUGUGGUCACUUGCACACUCUGCGCGUUUAUCAGUCUCGUGUGGCUUCGGGAGCAGAUCCUUCAUGGUGGAGGUCCUGAUUGGCUAGAACAAGAAGACCAGGGAGCCAAUCAAGCAAGGAAUAUAUUUGAUGGUGGAGCCAUGAAUAAUUUGAUUGGUGGAUUUGCUGGCGGGAAUCGAGGCCCAGCCAAUGCGAAUGAAGGAAACAACCAGCCAAAUGGAGGGGAGGAGGAGCGUGAGGAGGGUGAUAACGAGGGGGGCGAUGCGGCCAACAAUGAAAACAAUGCAGCACAAGAUGACAACAACUGGAAUCAUAUAGAGUGGGACCGAGCGGCUGAAGAACUGACCUGGGAGAGGCUUCUGGGCCUUGAUGGAUCUCUCGUCUUCUUGGAACAUGUUUUCUGGGUUGUGUCAUUGAAUACUCUAUUUAUUCUCGUCUUUGCGUUUUGUCCUUAUCAUAUCGGACACUUUACUCUUAUUGGUUUCAAGAUGGACGACUUUGCUGUCGCAUCCCACUUUGAAGGUCUGCUAACGACACUGACCGGAUAUAUCGUGAUCGCUGUGUCAUUGAUUGUUCUCUACGUACUCUGUUCAAUGACACGACUCAAAAAAUUUCAUCGAGUGUUGGGUCUGUGUUACGUUGUGGUUAAGGUGAAGUUACUGGUUGUUGUGGAGAUUGGAUUAUUUCCUUUAAUAUGUGGAUGGUGGCUUGAUAUAUGUUCUCUGGCGAUGUUUGACGCGAGCCUCAAGGACCGGAAGAGCAGUUUCCACCAGGCGCCGGGCACGUCAAUGUUCAUCCACUGGCUCGUUGGCAUGGUGUACGUCUUCUACUUCGCCUCCUUCAUCUUGCUGCUCCGCGAGGUGCUGCGACCCGGCGUGCUCUGGUUCCUCCGCAACCUCAACGACCCGGAGUUCAACCCCAUUCAAGAGAUGAUACAUCUCCCAGUUUACAGACAUAUUCGCCGGUUUGUCGCAUCAGUGAUUAUAUUUGGCAGUACUGUUCUCCUUAUGCUGUGGCUCCCAGUUCGAGUAAUCAGGAAAAUAUUCCAGGGAUUCUUACCAUACCACGUGAUGUUAUCAAGCGACGCGCCGGUGAGUGAGCUGUCGCUGGAACUGCUACUGCUGCAGGUCGUGUUGCCCGCGCUGUUGGAACAAGGUCACACGCGCGUCUGGCUCAAGGGUUUGGUGCGGGGCUGGACGAUCGGCGUCGCGUACGUCCUCAACCUCAGGUCCUACCUACUCGGAGACGUUCCCCUCACUGACCAGGACGACAUUGUACAAGGAGACCAAGUGGCACCCCUUCCGGUUCCGCCCCAGGCAAACAACCCCGGUGUUCCCCUCCCCAUUCAGCAAGGGCCAGCAGAGGGGCUGGGAGCCGCCCACCAGGCCAUGCUUCAGGGUGGUGGCCCCACUGGAUUCCAGCCCUAUAAGAAGCCAUCUUUCUUUGCAGUCAGGGUGCUGCUCCUGGUGGUGUUGAUGUGCGUCACUCUAUUUGCAGCCAGUCUGAUGUCUCUUGUCGCUCCAGUGUUUAUCGGUCGGCGCCUGAUGUCGGUGUGGAUGGGUGACUCGAAAAUCCACGAGCUGUACACGGCGGCAUGCGGACUCUACAUCUGCUGGCUGACACUACGCAUUGGCACCGUCCUCUACAACUGGAUUCCCAAGGGCUCGUCCGUCAUCCUCAAGAAACUCAAAGAGUGGGGGCUGCUGGCGGUGAAGUCUCUGCUGAUAGCUGGUGUUUUGAUUGGACUCGUACCACUCCUCCUCGGCCUGCUGUUCGAGCUGGUUGUUGUGGCGCCGCUCCGUGUCCCACUCAACCAGUCACCCGUGUUCUUCCCCUGGCAGGACUGGGCACUGGGUGUUCUUCACGCCAAGAUCAUCUGUGCUGUGACGAUGAUGGGCCCUCAGUGGUGGCUAAAGAGGGUCAUGGAACAGGUGUACAAUGAUGGCCUCCGCAACAUGAACCUCAAGUUCAUUCUCAACGGUCUGUGUUUCCCCGUCUGUGCCGUGCUUGGAAUGUCUCUCGCCGUUCCGUACGUCAUUGCGAAGAGCGUUGUACCAGCAUUUGGUGUUGACUUUGAAACGGAAAACCAGGUGGCCCGACACAUCUAUCCAUUCCUCCUGGCUGUCAUUGGGUUUGUGUCUAUGUUCGUUUUCCAACUACGGCAGUUUAAAAGACUUUACAACCAUAUCAAAGACGACAAAUAUCUUGUUGGGCAGAGACUUGUUAAUUAUGUAUCUAAUCCAAAACGCAGUAGACCGCUAACCAUGAGCGAUUCGACAACAACGUGAUGAGACACAGUCGUUUAAUUGGUUAACAAGACAAGUUUGAAAACAGGACGACAACCAAUGCCUGUUGAUGUUGUUUUUAAAUUCACUGAGAGCAGAAAAUCAAUCAUGUACUGGGAUUCUUUUGUCGUCAAGGAAACAGGUUUUGCUUUCUUCAUGUGCACAGUGUCAUUUAUGUUUUUUUCAUGGUGAUUGCAUUGGUGAUGGAGAAUUUUCAAUCAAGAUUUUAAAAAAUUAAAAAAUUAAAAAACAAAUGUCCAAAAAAACUAAUCUAUUUUGUGCUUUGAAAGAGAGAGAGAGAAAUGCUUCAUUGUGACUUGUAUAAAAUAACACAGAAUGUAUCUAAAUACAUUCACAAAGGUUAUCAUUGUUGUGGGACUUGACAUAUCAUCAGACAUGUUCACUUGUAUUGUCCACAAACUAAAAAAAACCCAACGUCUUCAUGGUUACAUCUGGACUAUUAAUUUGAAGGCCAGUGUCUCCUGCUGUAUUCCGUUCGACAUGGGAAAUGUUUACUGGACUCAACACUUGAAGGUGGACUAACUUGAUGGUCUUUAAGGUCUGGUGCCUUACGGGUCUGGUGCCUUGAGGUCUAAUGACUGUUGAAAUACACCCUUAAGGUCAGUUGGCUGCUGAACUAAAUUACAAAAAGGUUUCAAGUCUUCUGGAAUAAUUAGUGCAGUAAAACAUCCCAUUGGCCCAAAUCCAGCAGGCCACAAUGAUGAUGAACAAAAUCCUUCUAGUCUAGUGAUAAAAAUAAUGGCUGACAGACAGCAAAAAUGGCUUGGGUUCUGGGUUUUUUGGGAGCGGGUAGGGGGGGGAGGUUGUUCCCCAAACAGGUUAAAAUAAAAUAUGUAUACUUUUGUCUGAAGGUCAGGCCUGGCCUCAUGCUUAUUUAUAAAAUGUUUAAAGUUUAGACUCGAAACGUUACAAACAUUUUGAGACUUUCAAGGCUUUUGAUUGCACCAACGUUGAGGCGAUAGACUCGAAACGUUACAAACAUUUUGAGACUUUCAAGGCUUUUGGUUGCACCAAUGUUCAGGUGAUAAACGUGCCCAAAUAUAAAGUACAAACAAGGUGACCUUGAAACAUUUUACCACAAAACCACUGAGAGGUUCAGCUGUAAUUUGAUUAAAAUAACUUGAUAUGCAUUUCUGAAUAUCUACAACUGUUUACCAGCGGUUAAUAACAUUACUAUACUGACACAAGCUGAGAGUGCUCAGAAUAGACUCCAAAAAAUGUCCUUCACUUUUAUGUCAUGGCAAAGUCUAGACUCUCAGUUGUUAAGCGCAGGCCCAGAUAUUUAAUUUUAUUAUAAAAUACCAAAUGUUGUACUUGCAUUAACAUUACUACCUGGUUACUAUGUUCCUUGUUUACCUGGUUACUACUGCUUGAUUUGUUUUUAUCAUCAUUAUAUAACUAUGUGACAUUUUUAAUGCUGAUAUCCAUCUCCUACUUAGUACUUAUGAACCAUUGCAAAAUAUACACAAUUAAUUUCUUUUCUUAUAUAUGUCAGAUAUAUUCAAAUUUAAUAUCUAGGCUUAAGCUGAAUGUGAAAUUGAUUUGACAGUAAAAAGGCUGAAUCCUUUCAAAAGUUUUCAAAAAAGAUUGGUGGUAUUUUUAUUUUAGUUUUUGUGGUUACCAUAGUAGCUAGUAAGUAGAUAAAUUGUCUUGGUAUUUAAUGGGCUUUCACCGCAUGUUCGACUAUGCUCAUUAUUUAGUGAUUAGAUUUUUAGUUGUCAUAUAUGAGAAAGAAAGUAGACAUUUAAGAAAAAAGAAAAAAACCUGUUGUUUUUUUAUCAUGUAAAAAUUAAUUUGGCACAUUGCCAUGGAAGUUGGUGGCUGUACCAUGAAUGUUUGUUGAGGGAGGGGUGGGGGUUGUAUGAGUUCCAACACCCCUGUCUAUAAAAAAUAAUGGCAGAUUCAGGAGUAGAACGGUGUUCAUUUAAGAUGCAUAUUCUCCUACCAGUUCUUCUUAAAUGGUGUAUCAUGGUGUAUGUGGUGUCUUGUCGUGAUUACUAUGUGUUAAAACACCCAAUAGUUACUUAUUACUAGUUAGGGCAUCAUCCUGUUCAUUAUGUUUCAAGGUGUCGGAUACAACUCAGUCUGUAAAGUGCUUACCUGAGGUGCUUGAGUCAAAGGAUCGAACCUCCUUGGGGACCCGUUUUCCUAUUGCAUUGUUCCCCCAUCUGCCAUCUCUGCCAUGUCCCGGACCCAGUCACUGUCUAAAUGAGAGAUUGUGCCCGGGAGAGACGUGAUUGAACCUUACUUGAGGUGCUUGAGUCAAAGGAUCGAACCUCCUUGGGGACCCGUUUUCCUAUUGCAUUGUUCCCCCAUCUGCCAUCUCUGCCAUGUCCCAGACCCAGUCACUGUCUAAAUGAGAGAUUGUGCCCGGGAGAGACGUGAUUGAACCUUACCUGAGGUGCUUGAGUCAAAGGAUCGAACCUCCUUGGGGACCCGUUUUCCUAUUGCAUUGUUCCCCCAUCUGCCAUCUCUGCCAUGUCCCGGACCCAGUCACUGUCUAAAUGAGAGAUUGUGCCCGGGAGAGACGUGAUUGAACCUUACCUGAGGUGCUUGAGUCAAAGGAUCGAACCUCCUUGGGGACCCAUUUUCCUAUUGCAUUGUUCCCCCAUCUGCCAUCUCCCGGACCCAGUCACUGUCUAAAUGAGAGAUUGUGCCCGGGAGAGACGUGAUUGAACCUUACCUGAGGUGCUCGAGUCAAAGGAUCAAACCUCCUUGGGGACCCGUUUUCCUAUUGCAUUGUUCCCCCAUUUGCCAUCUCUGCCAUGUCCCAGUCACUGUCUAAAUGAGAGAUUGUGCCCGGGAGAGACGUGAUUGAACCUUAAUUGGAUAUAGGCACAAUGAUGUUAUCCAAUCCAAUUCUGUCAGUGCCCUACAACUUGUAUAUCAAAGGCCAUGGUAUGUACUAUCCUGUAUGU
Messenger RNA from Gigantopelta aegis, 5646 nucleotides. RefSeq names its product E3 ubiquitin-protein ligase MARCHF6-like. Gene Ontology annotation, cellular component: endoplasmic reticulum membrane. NCBI's taxonomy places the organism in Eukaryota, Metazoa, Mollusca, Gastropoda, Neomphalida, Peltospiridae. The transcript has 24 exons. Bases 185 to 2710 code for a protein of 841 amino acids. The record is from RefSeq and is a predicted model, not a curated record.